Caenorhabditis elegans is the source of this 580-nucleotide messenger RNA. It is a transcript of the gene dpy-30, whose product is annotated as Dosage compensation protein dpy-30. The coding region runs from base 20 to 391 and encodes 123 amino acids. The record is from RefSeq and is marked reviewed. The transcript has 2 exons. Lineage: Eukaryota; Metazoa; Nematoda; Chromadorea; Rhabditida; Rhabditidae. Gene Ontology annotation, cellular component: nucleus.
AAAUCGAGCAAAAACCAAGAUGGCUGAUCAAACCGCGUCUGCCGAGGUUGCUACCGAGAAGAUGGACACUGCUGAAGCUCCAGCUGCUGCCCCAGCCGCAUCUGCAGCCGCUCCAGCGGAAGCAGAGAGCAACGAGAAUACGACAGUUCCAUCAAACGUCUUGUCUGCCAAUGGAGGACAACAGACUGGUAAUCAAUCGGCACCGCGCAACACAAGUACUGUUCCAACUCGUCAAUAUCUCGACUCAACUGUCGUACCAAUUCUUCUGCAAGGACUCGGUGCUCUUGCUAAGGAUCGUCCAGAAAAUCCAAUCGAAUUCCUGGCUAACUUCCUGUUGCGCGAGAAAGACCGUUACAACGCUGAGAAUCAAAACCCAGCCGGCCAACAAUAAACAUUAAAAUGACACAUAUUGUGUGAAGAACCGGCAAUAUUCCCUUCUAAUUUUCGUAUAUUACAUUUUGUAACUUAUUCGUAUUCCUUCAAAUUUAAUCUGCCACCGAGCGCUUUAUAUAUUUCUUCAUCAUGAUUUACUCUUCACCCGUUUCAUACAUGUUUCUAUGAAUGAAUCGAUACCAAUCAU